Messenger RNA from Punica granatum (pomegranate), 1007 nucleotides. The record is from RefSeq and is a predicted model, not a curated record. Lineage: Eukaryota; Viridiplantae; Streptophyta; Magnoliopsida; Myrtales; Lythraceae.
UGAAAGCUAAGCUAAGCUAAGCUGAGCUCAUCAAUCCAUAAGAAAAGGAGAAACUGAGCUAGCUAGCUUUCAAUCUUCCACAUCCUUCUAUUUGUCAAAGAGGGAGAGAGUUGAAAUGGGGAGAGAGGUGGAGAGAGCCGGGUCCGACAUGGAGAGCUGGCCGGCAGCAAAGAGGAGCUGCCUCUGCUGUCACUGAAUCAUGUGUCGUUCUCGUGCAGGUCGGUGAAGGAGUCCAUUAGGUUCUACGAGGAAGUGCUCGGCUUCGUCCUCAUCAAACGCCCUUCUUCCUUCGACUUCGAAGGCGCCUGGCUGUUCAACCAUGGAAUAGGGAUCCAUUUGAUAGAGUCGGAUAACUUGCCACCGAAGAAAGAUGUGAUCAAUCCGAAGGACUGCCACAUCUCAUUCCAGUGCUCUAAUAUGGACGUUCUGAUGCAGAGGUUGGAUCAGAUGAACAUCAAGUACGUGACUGCCAUAGUGAAGGAUGGCGGCAUCGCCGUAGAUCAAGUCUUCUUCCACGACCCUGAUGGGUACAUGGUCGAGAUUUGCAACUGCCAGAACAUCCCCAUCCUCCCUCUUUCCUCUUCAUGCCCUGUCAGGCUCCCCAAAACUAUCGAGUUUGCUCCCAACCUCUCCCUCUUGGGUAAUCGGAGCUUGGUGGCACCCUGUGCCGGAGAAGUCGCAGCCCUGAUGAUGGAAAACUUUUUGAAGAGUAUUAUGGACAUCUCGAUCUGAGUGGUCCAACAUUGAGAGUUGGAGCAGCCUCCGGCUAUCGGAUUGAUGUAUGCAAAUGGGGUUGUAAGAACACGAGGAAGCAAAUGUCAUGGAAUUAGGAUUCAUUUUUCGCGAUAUAUAUAUAUAUAUGUAUUUAAUUUUUUUCGGUUCUGUGUUCAUCAUGAUUGUUUUCCUGCAGUUCUGUAGAUGUGCUUCUGGUCCAUUGUAGUGCUUUGCUUUUUGUCACUGUCAUACUUUCUGCACAAGAAAAUAAAACCGUAUUCGGAAUUGCUCUA